AUGGCUCGCGGCCACGCCGGACAAAGCGGCGUUGGUCCUGGAUCAUGGGAGACCUUGUGUAUAUUUUCGCUUCUGUCCGUCCUGUACCAGUACCGCAAUUGGGCUUGGCGCGUGCACGCUUAUCGCUGGGCCUCGCGUUCAAUUACUGUAAUAUCCGUGAUAUUGCGGUAUUGGAUUGCUGAGGUCCACUUGGGAUCGUAUCCUAGGCAGCUAGGUGGUAGCGUGCACGGUGCUGGGUCUAUUGCGCGAGAAAGUAUGGGAAACGGGGAGGUGGCGCCGCUAUCUGGGGUUGCCGUGUCCGCUUCGCUUCCAUGA
This is a messenger RNA of Penicillium samsonianum, 315 nucleotides long. RefSeq lists its product as uncharacterized. The transcript has a single exon. Lineage: Eukaryota; Fungi; Ascomycota; Eurotiomycetes; Eurotiales; Aspergillaceae. The coding region runs from base 1 to 315 and encodes 104 amino acids. The record is from RefSeq and is a predicted model, not a curated record.